GUGCGGCUCCAGGAAACGGGCGCCGGGUCCGCUGGCUGCGGGCGUCCCUCAGCUCCUCGGCGCGCUCCCGGCUCAAACUUGGGUCCCGGCAGCGCCGGGGCCGGGCCGAGUCCUCGCCGCCCACACUCGCCCGGACGGGACGGGCCCCGGGGACGCUCCGGACCCGCACGCCGAGAGGCCGGCCCCCCCAGCCCCGGGAUGCAGCCCCGGGCCCCGGGAGGCGCCGCCGGCCGCCGCGUCUGAGGGCAGGGGCCCAGGCCCGCCGAGGCCAUGACCUCGGUGUGGAAGCGGCUGCAGCGCGUGGGGAAACGCGCCGCCAAGUUCCACUUCGUGGCGUGUUACCAGGAGCUGGUGGUGGAGUGCACCAAGAAAUGGGAGCCCCCGUUCUACUCGGCCACUGAGCACAGCUCACAGACUGAGGGCUGGCCCGCCCAGUGCAGCACCCACAUUGAGGGGCUCUCACUGCCCACUCCGGUCUCUGACCUUCCUUCCCUUCUCUUCCAGGAGUCCAAGGGGCAGCGCAAGGUGCUGGCCACGGCGGACGUGGACCUGGCCCGCUACGCGGGGCCCGCGCAGUCCCAGGCGCCCCUUCGGCUGAAGCUAAAGCCCAAGUCGGUGAAAGUGCUGAACGCGGAGCUGAGCCUGACCCUGCUGGGCGUCCUGGUCAGGGAGGGCCGAGCCACGGACGACGACAUGCAGAGCCUGGCCAGCUUGAUGAGCGUCAAGCCCAGCGACGUGGGAAACCUGGAGGACUUCGCUGAGAGCGACGAGGAGGAUGCCACGGGCCAGGGGGCCCCCGAGGCCCGGGCCAGGCCAGGCCAGCCAGGUCCGGCCGCGGCCCCGAGGUCGGGGCAUUUCCCAGAUCCGUCCCGGGAGCUGGACACUGUGCGUGAGGAGGAGGAAGGAGGCAGGCCUGGCUCCAGGGCCAUUUCCAAGAAGGGAGCAGCGGCCCCUGCCCAGCCAGCGGCCCCUGCCCAGCCCGCUGCCCCGGCCCGGGUGGCCCAGGCUCCGCUGGAGGAGGGCGGCGUUAAGGAGCCCGGACCUGCCCCUGUAAGUGCCCCUGCCUCUGCCCCCACGCCCCCUCUCAGGGCUUCCCGGGGCCAGGGGGGCAGGGGGCAUCGCGGCCCGCCGAGCCCGGGGGGCCAGCCCAGGGACGAGGCGGAAGCGGCCGGGGGCAGGAUGGGCACCGAGGCCCAGCCGCUCCAGGGACCCGUGCCGGAGAUGAGGUCCUCAUGGCGACCCCUUGAGGAUUCCCCCGUCCCCGCCCCCCGGCUCCGGAGAGUGGCCACCGCCCCCCUGCACCCAGCCCCUCCAGACCGCCAGGAGGAAGCCCCGGGGGACCCCCCAGGGGAGCAGGCGGGCCCCGGAGCGGGGGGAGCCCAUCAGCUAGAGCUGGGAGCAGGAGAGAGAGAGCAGGGCAGCGGCAAAGCCAGGGACGCUUCCCAGGAGGGGAGAGGAGGAGGGCGAGGAGAGGAAGGGGCACCCGCCCCGCCGGGCACAGGGGCCCGGGAUGGGGACGGAGGCGGGCAGGCCGCGGGGAGCCCGGAGCCCCGGGAGAGGGGGCAAGGAGGAGGGGAGGGGCAGGGCCAAGGAGCCAGGGCCGGGGAGAAGCGGGGGGAGGCCGCGAGGGGGCCGGACGCCAGGCAGGAGGCCGAGGGGGGGCCGUGGGCCCGGGCCGAGACGGAAGCCCCCCUGGAGACAGCCACAGGCGAGGAAAUCAGGGGGCCGGAGGCUAGGGCGGCAGAGGGGCCCACAGAGAAGCCCGGGGCCCGGGAGCCUGGCCCUGAGGAGCCCCGGGGGCCAGGCCGGCGUCCUCCAGCCCAGGCCAGAGAGAGCCCGCGGGCCCCCAGCCCAGUCCGUGGCACUGGGCCAGGGGCUGAGGCUGGAGCUCCCGGGGGCGUAGCUGAAAGAGCUUCAGGACAGGAGGACGGUGGGAGAGCAGAGGAGAGGGGCCAAGAGGGGACAGGGGCCCCGGGGGUCCCUCCCACGGGAGCCGGAGGCACCAUGGCCCAGGUGAGCAAGAGGGGCGCUCAUCCAGGGAGCAGGGACAGCUGGGAGCGCGGGGCCGGGGCCGGGCCAGCGGCGGCUGCGGAGGCGGGCUCCGGGACUCUGAGGGCCAGCCAGGAGGUAGGAGGCGGGAGGGCUCCGAGAACAGGGCCUGGGACAGGGGGGCUUAGGGAAGCGGGGCCUGAGACUGGGGGGAAUGGGGGGCUAGGAGCCGAGAGCUCGGGGAGCAAGGAGAAAGAAGCCGGGGUUUCGGAACCUAAAGGGACAGAAUCUGAGAUUCAGCCACUUGAGACAGUGGGGCUUGUACUGGGAGUACUGGGGGCUGAGGAGGCAGAAGCUGGGGCACAGGAGACAAAGGAGGCAGAAACUGGGGGGUUGGGGGCCAAGGGGGCAGGCACUGAAGCGGCAGGAACAAACGCUGGGGCGCCUGGGAUGUGGCGGCCCGGGGAGGCCGGAGCCCUGGAGACUGGGGAGAAGGCUGGGAAGUUGGGGACCAAGAGAACAGAGCCAGGAAUAUUAGAGAGGGAAGAGAUGGGAACUGGGAAAGAGGCUCUUGGGGUGAUGGGGGCUGAGGAGAUGCCAGAGCCAUUGGUCAGCGGGGGAGCGGGGGACGGAGAGACAGAGAGGCCGGGGGCCAGGAAGGUCGAGUCUGGGCUGUCGGGCGCCGAAGCGGCAAUCCCUGUGGCCCUGGCACCUGAUAUGGGGGGGCCUGAGGGGAGAGGCACUGGAGCCCCGGGGACUGGGGAGAGGGGCUCGGAGGCCUUGGCGUCCAGGCUGUUAAGGACUAGGGAGGCAGAAUUCAGGGGAUUGGAGCCCAAAGGGAUGGCAGCUGAAAGAGUGAGGACUGAGGCUAGAGAGGCUGGGGUGAUGGAGACCGAGGAGAUGGAGGCUGUGAUAUCGGAGUCCAAGGAGGCAGAGGCUGAGGAAAUGGAGUCCAAGGAGGCAGAGGCUGAGAUAUUGGGGACUGAGGAGAUGGAGGCUGCAAUACUGGAAACUGAGGGGGUAGAGGCUGAAAUAUUGGAGACCAAGGAGGCAGAGGCUGAGGGAUUGGGGACCGAGGAGAUGGAGGCUGCGAUACUGGAGACUGAGGAGGUAGAGGCUGAGAUAUCGGAGACUGAGGGGGUAGAAACUGAGGGAUUGGGGACCGAGGAGAUGGAGGCUGCGAUACUAGAGACUGAGGAGGCAGAGGCUGCAAUAUCAGAGUCCAAGGAGGCAGAGGCUGAGGGAUUGGAGUCCAAGGAGGCAGAGGCUGAGGGAUUGGAGACCAAGGAGGCAGAGGCUGCGAUACUGGAGCCUGAGGGGGUAGAGGCUGAGAUAUUGGAGACCGUGGAGGCAGAGGCUGAGGGGUUGGGGACCGAGGAGAUGGAGGCUAGGAUGUGGCUGCCAGGAAAGGUGCCGUCAGCGGGAGAAGUGACCGGGUGUGCACUCUUGGGUUGGGGGGAGGAGUCAGAAGCAGAGCCAGCAGCUGAGGGGUCUAUCCGGGAGCCACGCCCAGCCCCUGCAGGGGGGGCGGCCGGGGAGGACACCCCCGAGGCCCCGGCCACCAGCCUCCCCCGGGUGGCCCCUGCCUCGGUGCAGAAGGAGGGGGAGGCCCGGGGCUCUCCUGCCUUCUCUACACCAACAGCCCCCAGCCAAGAGGGGCCUGAAGAAGACAGGAGGCCUCAGGGCUGGGGGGGAGGCCCGGAGCCUCCCCUGGGCGCCAAGGUCAGCUCCAGCCAGUCCCUGCUGGAGUGGUGCCAGGAGGUCACGGCGGCUUACCCCGGGGUCCGGGUCACCAACUUCACCACGUCCUGGCGCAACGGGCUGGCUUUCUGCGCCCUCCUGCACUACUUCCACCCGGACAAGAUUGACUUUGCUGCCCUGGACCCCCAGGACAUCAAGCAGAACAACAAGCAGGCGUUCGACGGCUUCGCGGCCCUGGGUGUCUCGCGGCUGCUGGACCCGGCGGACAUGGUGCUCUUGGCCGUGCCGGACAAGCUGAUCGUCAUGACGUACCUGUGCCAGAUCCGGGCCUUCUGCACGGGCCAGGAGCUGCAGCUGGUGCAGGUGGAGGGCGGUGGCCGGGCCAGCACCUACAGGGUGGGCGGCCCCGAGCCCGAGCUGCCCGCGGCCCUGGGCUCCGGCCCUCUGGCCCAGCGUCUGCGCGAGCGCAGUGGGGACAUGGCAGGGGCCACCCCCGCCAACCCGGGCCCCUCCAAGGAUCCCGCCAAGGUGGCCGGGAGGCAGCCCAAGGAGGAGGCCGGCAGGGCCGGACUCCCCGGUGAGAGCCCCGCGGCCGGAGCGGCCCCAAAGAGCCCAGGGCAGGAGGCCAAUGGGGACACCAGGAAGGGCGCCCCGGGGGCCCUGAGGGAUGCCGGAAAGAAGGAGGUCGGUGGCCCGGAGGCCGGCAGCUCCGAGGAGGCCAGAGCCCGGGCCGAGGGCCCCACAGUCAGGACCAGGACGCCGUCCCCAGCUGACGGGCUGCUGAACGGGACCGGGGCCGCCGCCGUCAGGCUCAGGCGGCCCUCGCUGAACGGGGAGGCUGGCAUGGGGCCCAUCCCCCCUCCCCGGGCCCACGGGUCCUUCUCCCACAUCCGGGACGCCGACCUGCUGAAGAAGAGGCGCUCGAGGCUCCGGAGCAGCUCUUCGCUCUCUGUGGACGACGCCGAGUCCGGGGCCACCGGGCCCUCGGAGGCCCCGGCUCCAGAUCCUGCCUCGAUCUCCCCCAGCCAGAAGCCCACUGAUGGGAACCCUCCUGCCGAGGAGGCUCUGCCAAGUUCCAGUUCUGGCGUCAGCCCCAGUGAGGAGCCCGGGAUGCAGCGAUUCCAGGACACAAGCCAGUACGUGUGCGCCGAGCUUCAGGCCUUGGAACAGGAGCAGAGACAGAUCGAUGGGCGGGCGGCCCAGGUGGAGACGCAGCUGCGGAGCCUCAUGGAGACAGGUGCCAACAAGCUGCAGGAGGAGGUGCUGAUCCAGGAAUGGUUCACACUGGUCAAUAAGAAGAACGCUCUGAUCCGGAGGCAGGACCAGCUCCAGCUCCUGAUAGAAGAACAAGACCUGGAGAGACGCUUCCAGCUCCUGAGUAGAGAACUGAGAGCCAUGAUGGCCAUCGAAGACUGGAUGAAAACGGAAGCCCAGCAGCACCGCGAGCAGCUCUUGCUGGAGGAGCUGGUGUCCUUGGUGAACCAGCGGGAUGAGCUGGUGCGGGAUUUGGAUAACCGGGAGAGGACAGCCCUGGAGGAGGACGAGCGCCUGGAGCGGGGUCUGGAGCAGCGGCGGCGGAAGCUGAGUCGCCAGCUGAGCCGUCGGGAGCGCUGCCUGCUGAGCUGAGCCGGGCCGGGCCGAGCGAAGCCGAGCCGGGCCGCGGCUCCCCGGCCCGUCCCUCAGGGUGGCCGCCCCCAUUCGGGCUGGGCGGGGGGCCGAGGGUCCCCUGCCAGCGGGCGGUAUGGGCCGGGAGGCCGCGGACCCGCGCCAGGGGGCCCCCCUGCCCGGCUGGGAGCCCCGCUCCCCCGCCCCCCCCCCCCCGCCCCCGCCUCCGCUCUCCUCCGCCCUCGCCCCCGCCCCGCGCUUGCCUUUCCGCGUGUGGCCGCCAGAGGCCGCCGUGGGCCGGGUUGGGGGCGCUGCGGGCAUGGGGGCCCUAGCGGAGGCCCGGCCCAGCCCCUCCCCCCAGCCCGUGGGGCCGUAUUUAUUGCAGUGUGUGCGCGCGUGUCUGUGUGUCUGUAUAUGUGUGCGCGGGGCCCUGGGCCCCGCGGGGGGGGGAGGGGCGAUCGCGGAGGGAUCCCCGCGGCCUCCGGGACCUUCGCUGAGCGAGCGGGAGGGGGCGGGGCAGCGGGCGAUGACUCGGGGCCCUCCCUGGCCGAGCAAAGACUGGGUUAGCCCCUCUUGUUACUGGGGGGGGGGGUUAGAACCCCCCCUCUCAGGCCUCACCACCCUGGCCAGGAGUUUGCCCUCAAUAAAUUCUGACUGGGAGCCAGGACUCCGGCCUGUCUUUCUCC
Molecule: messenger RNA, 5981 nt
Organism: Sarcophilus harrisii (Tasmanian devil)
Lineage: Eukaryota; Metazoa; Chordata; Mammalia; Dasyuromorphia; Dasyuridae
Gene: EHBP1L1
Product: EH domain binding protein 1 like 1
Exons: 18
Coding region: 271-5316 (1681 amino acids)
Molecular function (GO): protein binding
Source: RefSeq, a predicted model, not a curated record